Blumeria graminis f. sp. triticale is the source of this 354-nucleotide messenger RNA. The record is from the annotation of a GenBank genome assembly. Lineage: Eukaryota; Fungi; Ascomycota; Leotiomycetes; Helotiales; Erysiphaceae.
AUGUCUGACGAUUAUAAGUCCAUCUUAGUAGAGGAGGCCAGUAAAGAUGACAACUGGGACUACUUCCGCGAAAAACUCCUCAGCGCUCGUUCUGUACAGAAAGAUGGCCAGAUGGUUAAAGGCCCAAGAUACGCCGUCUACGAUUUCCACUUCCAAUUGGCUGCCGGAGAAGGCCACAGAGACAAAAUUGUAUUUCUUGCAUGGAGCCCAGAUGACUCUGGUGUUAAGCCAAAAAUGGUAUACGCGUCCUCCAAGGAUUCACUCAAGAAAUCACUCGAUGGAUUUACCCAUGAUUUCCAACUAAAUGAACCCGAAGAUAUCGAAUACGACUCUAUAGUUAAAAACAUCUCUUGA